Messenger RNA from Chionomys nivalis (European snow vole), 3446 nucleotides. It is a transcript of the gene Tmtc3, whose product is annotated as transmembrane O-mannosyltransferase targeting cadherins 3. Gene Ontology annotation, molecular function: protein binding; mannosyltransferase activity. Bases 443 to 3205 code for a protein of 920 amino acids. Gene Ontology annotation, cellular component: endoplasmic reticulum. NCBI's taxonomy places the organism in Eukaryota, Metazoa, Chordata, Mammalia, Rodentia, Cricetidae. The transcript has 15 exons. The record is from RefSeq and is a predicted model, not a curated record. Gene Ontology annotation, biological process: protein O-linked glycosylation via mannose.
CGGAAAGGCUGUGGAAGGAGCGGGAGGCGCGGCGGCGGCGGCGGCGGCAGAGGUGCGGCUGCUCCGAGUUCGCGGGCGCGGCGGACUGUGACAGUGCUUUCCGCCGAGUCCCUCUCCGGUCCGCUGUCCCCGAGGCUUCCCCGAACCGUCACCCCCGCGGACCCACCCUCAGGUGAGGUCGGGGUCAGCGGCCGGGAGGAGAUCCAGGGAGCACUGGAGCUUUGGGGACGCUCCAGCUUGGGGCUGCAGGGCCGGCGGGGUCUGGCCGAGGUGGCGAGGACUCCUCCAUCCGCUCAGCAGGGGCUGCUGUCAUUUACUGACUUAUGGUCAUCGGCAGAAAUCCUGCCCUUCAGGCGUUUUCACUCCUGAGGAUUGUUGCUGUUGUAUUGGCACUACCUACUGGGCUACCUAGGUGACUCCUUUGUUUUGCUUAUAGGAAAAGAUGCUUGAGCGAAAGAUGACUGAUAUUAACUUGAAAGAAGUGACGUUAAUAGUCAGCGUGGUUGCCGCCUGCUACUGGAACAGUCUGUUCUGUGGGUUCGUCUUUGACGAUGUCUCAGCAAUACUGGACAAUAAAGAUCUGCGUCCAUCUACACCUUUAAACACUUUAUUUCAGAAUGACUUCUGGGGAACUCCUAUGUCUGAGGAGAGAAGUCACAAGUCAUAUCGGCCCUUAACAGUGCUAACAUUUCGCUUAAAUUAUCUGCUCAGUGAACUGAAACCAAUGUCGUAUCAUCUCCUAAACACAGUUUUUCAUGCUGUUGUUAGUGUGAUAUUUCUUAAAGUCUGCAAACUUUUUCUGGACAAGAAGAGCAGUGUGAUUGCUGCUCUGCUCUUUGCUGUGCAUCCAAUCCAUACAGAAGCAGUGACAGGUGUUGUAGGAAGAGCCGAGCUUUUGUCGUCCGUCUUUUUUCUGGCUGCGUUUUUGUCCUACACUAAAUCAAAAGGACCGGAUAAUUCCACAGUGUGGACCCCAAUUGCACUGACAGUGCUUUUAGUGGCUGUUGCAACAUUGUGUAAAGAACAAGGAAUAACAGUCGUCGGUAUUUGUUGUGUGUAUGAAGUGUUUGUGGCCCAAGGGUAUACUUUGCCGUUAUUAUGUACAGUUGCCGGACAGUUCCUCCGUGGAAAGGGCAGUAUUCCUGUUUCUAUGCUGCAGACACUCAUAAAACUCAUUGUCCUGAUGGUCAGUACAUUAUUGCUUGUCGUGAUCAGAGUCCAAGUUAUUCAGUCCCAGCUCCCGGUGUUUACCAGGUUUGAUAACCCAGCUGCUGUAAGCCCAACCCCUACACGACAGCUAACUUUUAACUACCUCCUUCCUGUGAAUGCUUGGCUUCUGCUGAAUCCUUCAGAGCUCUGCUGUGACUGGACCAUGGGGACUAUACCACUUAUCGAGUCAUUUCUAGAUGUCCGAAACCUUGCCACUUUCGCUUUCUUUUGCUUUCUGGGGGCUUUGGGAAUAUUCAGUCUCCGAUACCCUGGUGAUUCCUCAAAGACUGUCCUAAUGGCACUUUGUUUAAUGGCAUUACCGUUUAUUCCUGCCUCAAAUCUUUUCUUUCCUGUUGGAUUUGUUGUUGCCGAGCGAGUACUGUAUGUUCCUAGCAUGGGCUUCUGUAUUUUAGUGGCUCAUGGGUGGCAAAAAAUUUCAAAUAAAAGUGUAUUGAAAAAGCUCUCUUGGAUUUGUUUGUCUAUGGUGAUAUUAACCCAUGCCUUGAAAACACUCCAUAGGAAUUGGGACUGGGAGUCUGAAUAUACAUUGUUUAUGUCAGCAUUAAAGGUGAAUAAAAACAAUGCCAAAUUAUGGAAUAAUGUGGGUCAUGCUCUGGAAAAUGAGAAAAACUUUGAGAGAGCCUUGAAAUACUUCUUGCAGGCUACCCAUGUUCAGCCAGAUGAUAUUGGUGCCCACAUGAAUGUAGGAAGAACUUACAAAAAUUUGAACAGAACUAGAGAAGCAGAAGAAUCUUAUAUGUUGGCUAAGUCACUAAUGCCUCAAAUUAUCCCUGGUAAAAAAUAUGCAGCCAGAAUUGCCCCAAAUCACCUAAAUGUGUAUAUCAAUCUGGCCAACCUCAUCCGAGCAAAUGAGUCCCGCCUGGAGGAGGCAGAUCAGCUCUAUCGACAGGCAAUAAGCAUGAGGCCAGACUUCAAGCAGGCUUACAUUAGCAGGGGAGAGCUGCUUUUAAAAAUGAAUAAACCUCUCAAAGCAAAAGAGGCAUACCUUAAAGCAUUAGAGCUGGACAGAAACAAUGCAGAUCUCUGGUACAACUUGGCAAUUGUUUAUAUUGAACUUAAAGAACCAAAUGAAGCUCUGAAGAACUUUAAUCGGGCUUUGGAACUAAAUCCCAAACAUAAACUAGCAUUAUUCAAUUCUGCUAUUUUAAUGCAGGAAUCGGGUGAAGUUAAACUGAGACCUGAAGCUAGAAAACGGCUCCUAAACUACAUAAACGAAGAGCCACAAGAUGCCAAUGGCUAUUUCAAUUUGGGCAUGCUUGCCAUGGAUGACAAAAAGGAUUCUGAAGCUGAGAUUUGGAUGAAGAAAGCCAUCAAAUUACAACCUGACUUUAGAAGUGCUCUGUUUAACCUGGCUCUCCUGUAUUCGCAGACUGCUAAGGAGUUAAAGGCAUUGCCAAUUUUAGAAGAGCUGCUCAGGUAUUACCCUGACCAUACCAAGGGUCUCAUUUUAAAAGGAGAUAUUCUAAUGAAUCAAAAGAAGGACAUACCUGGAGCCAAAAAGUGUUUUGAAAAGAUACUGGAAAUGGAUCCAAGCAACGUGCAAGGAAAGCACAACCUGUGUGUCGUGUACUUUGAAGAGAAGGACUUACUGAAAGCUGAAAGAUGCCUGGUGGAAACAUUGGCAUUAGCGCCUCAUGAGGAGUAUAUUCAACGCCAUUUGAGUAUAGUUAGGGAUAAAAUUUCUUCUUCUGGUAUUGUGGAGCAGCCAGUGUCCCCAGUAGAUAUGACUUCAGGUACAGAAGAAAAAGAUGAAAUUCUUUCUGAGAAUGUAAAAGAAAUCAAAAGUGAACCCAGUUCGGCACAACUCAUAAAAACAAGUGAUCAUAAAAACUCGAAAUCCAACAAGCAAUCAACAAAAAGUGCAGACAAAGAGCCCCCCCAUAAAACAACAAAAGACAUCAAAGAAAUUGAGAAGAAAAGAGUUGCUGCUUUGAAAAGGCUAGAAGAGAUUGAACGCAUUUUAAAUGGAGAAUAAUGCAUAUACAAUGCUAUCAAAGACUUUCAUUCUGUAUCAUGUGUUUGCUAGUACUGGAAACCGAAAAAUAAGAAUAUAUACUGUAUAAGAUCCUCCUUAUAGGAUCAAAACAAGAUUUUCCUUGAAGACCUAUCUGCCCCAGGAUACAUGUUUUAGAAGAUAUGGCACAGAUUUGCUGACUCUAGUAGAAAUCUUAAAUUCCAGGUGAAAAACUUGAAACUUUUAUUAUAGAAAGAAAAGG